Boleophthalmus pectinirostris (great blue-spotted mudskipper) is the source of this 2395-nucleotide messenger RNA. RefSeq lists its product as uncharacterized. The record is from RefSeq and is a predicted model, not a curated record. Lineage: Eukaryota; Metazoa; Chordata; Actinopteri; Gobiiformes; Gobiidae. The coding region runs from base 1732 to 2148 and encodes 138 amino acids. The transcript is spliced from 5 exons.
CCGUCGGCCACAUGCUUGUUUCCAUUUAGAUGUUAUUGGUGUGCCUGAUGUGUGCCUGAUGUGUGCCUGAUGUAUGCAUGUGAUGCGGCUAUGUUAACGAACUUCAAUCAAUCUCCAUGGAGACAAAGUAAGUGGCACAAGUUAGUGAUCAGAUAUGUGACCCAGCUCACAACAAGAAUGCAUCUUUUCAAUGCAUUUUUUGCUAUAAUGGCAUCUCCAUCCAUUUCCUUCCACUCAUCCGUAGAUAAUGAUAGCCAGGCUGGCGCCACCUAGUGCCUCCGCUCAAUUUAAUUUCUCUCCAGCGACUAGGUCAGAAAUCAGAAUACACUUGACAGUUCGCAAAAACCCUGGAAGUGCGAGUUCAGUCACCAGCCAAUCAGCGAAGAGCCAUACAUUCUGUGUUGGCAACGAUUCCCGAGAUCAAGGAUUUAAAGCCUGAACAAAGAGAAAGUUUGGUGAAUUUUAUCAAGGAGAAAGAUGUUAUUGCCCUUCUUCCUGCGGGAUUUGGAAAAAGCUUAAUAUACAAGUUAGCCCCUUUAGUGGUGCAUUGCAUACAUCACGACCAAAUAGCAGCGAUUGGUUAAAUGAAAAAAAGUACCCACUUGCCAUCGAGCGAACGAAUCUUAACGCUGCGAGGUCAGAUGGUUUCUACGAAGUGAAACCGGCUGAUGAAUCAGGCUAGGAUAAUAACAUCUGUAACUGAAUAAUGAGAAACAUCCCUCCAGAAAAGUUACAUGUAUUUGCAUCCACAUAAGGACAGUCCCUAAUCCCAGUCAGAAUUCCUACAUAACUAUCCAUGUUUCCAUUGUUAGACACAUACAGUAUGUUUCCAAUUAUCAAACUAAACCGCACAGUCACCUUAACCACUAAACAUUUUUUCUUAUCUGAACACACAAAUGACUUGAAUAUUUUGUGAUGUUUUUCUCUCAUCCUUAAUAUUAUUUUAAUCUUCUAUCGUGAUUCCCAGUAGGGUUCAAGUUUCAGCUUCCCAGACGCAAAAAGUCUUAAAAGAGCAUAUUCAAAAGGCAUCAAAGAUAUAUUUACAUGUCCUCAAAUUAGUUAAGAUUUUUGGGGGCAAAGUACAGUCAUGUCAAAGUUCAAAGUAGGAUUUUUUUGUGUGUGCACUUCAUGAAGAAAAGCAUGAAAAUUAUACAACACUUUUAUUCUUUUGUAAAUGAGAUAUUGAUUAUUUUUACUAUAUGACAUUAAGGUUUAAAUUUUUUUAUUUUUUUUUUUCAUUUUUUUAUCUUGGUGUUUUCUCAUCACAAAGAAUUAUCAUUGGUUGCCCUGAAACUAAGCUGAAUACUUUGACAGAACUAUGGCGCCAUCUAAAGACCAAAAAUAAGAACGAUUUCAAUGCUUAAUUCCAGUCCAAUUUCUUUGGACAUAUUUUUCCUUUCAUUUCAUAAUCUAAAUACUAAUAAUACAAUUAUUUUGUCAUGUCAGGUCAGAGAAUAGUUACAAUGUGGUGUUAGUUUAAGUUUUAAGUUGUGACAUUUUUACUCUUACACCAGUAAACCUUUAUGUGAAAUCUCUGCGUGAACUCCAUGGAUACGAUGACGACCAAGCAAGUAUAGUCCAGGUUUUGUUUAAAAGGUCUAGAUCUUGUAAAGUAGAAACACAGGAGGUGGGUUUUGUGUAGACAGCAGCCUUUAUAACAGGAGGUGGUGGAGUGACUGGUACCUCCGUUGUAAAGUAUAGAUUCACUCAGACUGUGGCGUCAGACAAGAGAUGUUUGUUACUGUUCUUUUUGGGGAUGACAGAAUGGAACUGUUCAACCCUGAUUGUAAACUAAUUCAUUUCAUCCAUGAUCUGAAGCUCAGGUGUGGGCUGGAUUCUGAAGAUCAUGUGGAUUUGAUGGACAGCAGAGGGACUGUGAUGAAACUGGAGGGGAGAGAGCAAAGUCUGGACCGUGCCAAUGCUCUGCUCAAAGAUCGUCACAAAUAUAUCCUCGUACGCGUCUGUAGGGUUGAUGGAGAGUGUAAAUAUGUUCCUCUGCUGACCAAAACCCAAAGACAACCAGAGUUUACUGAGCUGUUGAGGAAACUGUCCACUGGCCAAAAGAGACUGGGCCGAAGAGGUCAGAGACAUGGUUCCCUUAAACCAAGGAACAGGAGCAAAAACAACAAACUUUGUUUUCUAAAAUAAAAUGCUUCAAUUCAAGACCUCUGUGCUAUUUCAUAGUUUGUAGGAUGAUAGAAAUAAUGUAAUGUAAUAGGCUAUGGUUAUGAUUUUGAUUAUUAUUUAAUCAUGGCCUAUCAUGCAGAGGAUCCUGGCCGGGCUACUAUAUCUACACCACCAGAAGGUGGAAGGAGCAAAUUCUCUGUAACGUGCAGAUCUCACAUGGUAAAAAUACUGCAUGCUCUGGCUUGAUCCUGCAGAGUAACUCCUGACU